AUGAAAUUAGUUGUGAUAAUACACCGGGAGGCGUCGAAAAGCCCGAAGAUUCUGCCGUCGCAGCAGCUGGGCGCUGCGGUCGCUCCAUGGCCGGGCGCCACCGGCCUCCUGGCCUCCGUCACGGCUGACGACAUGGCGCACAAGGGGCACAGCGGAGUCAAUCAGCUGGGGGGCGUCUUCGUGGGGGGCAGGCCGCUCCCGGACUCGACCAGGCAGAAGAUCGUCGAGCUGGCCCACUCCGGGGCCCGACCCUGCGACAUCUCCAGGAUACUCCAAGUGAGCAACGGCUGCGUCUCCAAGAUCCUCGGCAGGUACUACGAGACGGGGUCGAUCCGGCCGCGGGCCAUCGGGGGGAGCAAGCCCCGCGUGGCCACGGCCGAGGUCGUCAGCAAGAUCUCCCUCUACAAGAGCGAGUGCCCCUCGAUCUUCGCCUGGGAGAUCCGGGACCGCCUGCUCCAGGAGGGCGUAUGCACCAACGACAAUAUACCCAGCGUGAGUACCAAUCUCUGCGUCGUAUAUCUACGAGUAUGA
This is a messenger RNA of Orussus abietinus, 531 nucleotides long. Its product is annotated as paired box protein Pax-6-like. Bases 1 to 531 code for a protein of 176 amino acids. The record is from RefSeq and is a predicted model, not a curated record. NCBI's taxonomy places the organism in Eukaryota, Metazoa, Arthropoda, Insecta, Hymenoptera, Orussidae. Gene Ontology annotation, molecular function: RNA polymerase II cis-regulatory region sequence-specific DNA binding; DNA-binding transcription factor activity, RNA polymerase II-specific. Gene Ontology annotation, biological process: regulation of transcription by RNA polymerase II; anatomical structure development. The transcript has 4 exons.